Molecule: messenger RNA, 1062 nt
Organism: Hymenoscyphus albidus
Lineage: Eukaryota; Fungi; Ascomycota; Leotiomycetes; Helotiales; Helotiaceae
Source: the annotation of a GenBank genome assembly
AUGAGUAAACCCAUCUUCCUGUGUAUACCCGGAGCCUCACAUCCAGUCAUCAUAUACGAACCCCUCAAAGCAUCACUCUCACUACAUGGAUACUCGGCUGUGCUACUCCAAUUACCUUCGACGGGAGGAAACCCACCAACCUUUGAUUUUACCGAAGAUUUAGCAGCAAUUCGCAAUACCGUCGCGCAUCUGAGCGACUCCGGGAAUGAUGUGAUAGUUGUGGCUCAUGGGUGGAGUGGCGUCAUGGCUGGGGAAGCGCUUCAGGGGCUGGGGAAGGUGGAGAGAGAGCAGAGAGGGAGGAGGGGAGGGGUGUUAAGGCUGGUUUUUAUUAUGGGGUGGGUUGUGAAAGAGGGAUUUCAAGGGGCGAGGAGGGGAGAUGUAUCGUCUAUGUUUUCUUACCUUCGUCCGGAUCUUCAAGUUAGUACUCAGAGUCUCGUUUUCUGUCUUUUCUUAUUUCCAUUUUGUUUAUUUCCAAGUCACGUUUGUAAGGAAAAGAGAAUAUUCAUGAAAUUCGCAAGGAAGGCAGCUUCUUUCAACGGGAUAUAGUAAGAAAGCCUCCUGCAAAGGCUUUUUGAGUGAUGAAUCCUAUCCCUGACCUGGGCUUCAUCGGGCUUAUGCGAGUAAAUCAAGAAUUUCUCAAGCACCAGUCCAUCCACCCUCCUUAACAUAAUUUCACUCACUCCAAUCCUCCUCUACUUCACCACACUUCCUCACCACCUCUUCCAAACAACCCCUCUCACACAAAAUACCACACGCAACAAGCUAACCAACACCCAGACAAACACAGCAACCCCCGUCCCCGACCUAACAACCACAACCCUCUUCUCCGACAUGGCCCCCCAACAAGCCAAUUUCUGGACCUCGCAACUACUCCCCCAAAGCCUCGGCGUCUUCUGGAGCCGCACUACCUACGCUGCCUGGCGCCAUAUUCCGAGUACGUAUGUACUCUGUGGGAGUGAUAGGAAUGUGAGUCCUGACUAUGCGGAGGUGAUGGUUCAGGAGGCGAGGGAUUGUGGGAUGGGUGAGUUGAGUUUUCAUUUUUCGUUUCUAAGUCGGUUUUGA